Menidia menidia (Atlantic silverside) is the source of this 3241-nucleotide messenger RNA. NCBI's taxonomy places the organism in Eukaryota, Metazoa, Chordata, Actinopteri, Atheriniformes, Atherinopsidae. The record is from the annotation of a GenBank genome assembly.
GUGUGCUGUUGACUCCGGCUACGAGCUCUCGCGCGGUGCCUGCCUCCUUUACGAAUCACUGGGUAAUAACGGCUAUUCGAGCUGAUAGAGGACGUUAGCAUUAGCUAGCAUCGCUUUUUAAAUGCCUUUGGCCAAGAAAAUGAUUAAAUUGAGAGCUACAUUACGUGCUGUUAUGUUCUAGAAAGUCUCGAUAGCGCGGUAGCAAUGUAACUAAUAUCAUGUGCGGUGAGAGGUGUGUCAUUUACUGUCCACAUCACCUUUUUCACACGGUGUUGAGAACUCUUUAGUGACCCAGCAUCAAACGUCUUGGCAUAUUUGCUAAAUGUAGUUAUUUACCUCAUGACUUCGCAGAACGGCAUACCUUUUAGCGUUAUCAACCAGUUUUUAUGUUUCAUAACAUUUCAUAACAUUUUUUCUACAAAAGGUGACCUGGUUGUUUUAAUAAAGAUUAGAUUUCCUAAUGGCACAAGAAGAAUGCACUUCUCAAAGGAAAGAAACAAACACUGUAACACUUCGAAACAGAAAAAUCCACUCCUCUGCAGGACAUUCUAAUCAGUCCCAAAUCACUCCUGUAUCAAAAGACAAAAUCUCGAGAGAUUAUGGAUGCUUGUCAAAUGAAGACACCGGGUCCUCAGAUGGCUCAUCACCUGAGUUUGUGGGCAGAGGAAGUAAUGGCUUCCACAGCAAACUGCUGCUGGUUCUAGUCGUGGGACUAUCUUUCUCUACCCGCCUCUACAAGAUAGCAGAGCCCCCACACGUCUGCUGGGAUGAAACCCACUUUGGAAAGAUGGGAAGCUACUACAUAAACAGAACCUUCUUCUUUGAUGUCCAUCCUCCUCUUGGAAAAUUCUGUGCCGUGUUGGGCUCCUUCCUCCCGGUCUUUGGCUACCUCACAGUGUUUGAGCUGUCUGAGUCUCAGAGUGCUGCUCUUAUCACUGCCACCCUCCUCAUUUUUGACACAGGCUGCAUCACCAUCUCUCAGUACAUCCUGUUAGACCCCAUACUCAUGUUCUUCAUCAUGGGAGCAGUGCUGAGUAUGGUCAAGUUCAGCAAGCAGAGACACAGGCCUUUCACUGCCCCCUGGUGGCUGUACCUGGUACUGUGUGGUUUUAACCUUGCUGGGGCUCUUGGUGUUAAGUUUGUGGGUUUAUUUGUCAUCCUCCUGGUGGGGCUGAACACAAUCUGGGACCUCUGGAGACUUUUGGGAGACCUGAAUCUCUCACUGAUGGACAUUGCUAAGCACUUUCUGGCUCGGGUUGUUGGACUCAUUCUGCUUCCAGUCUUCCUCUAUAUUACAAUAUUUGCUGUCCACUUUGUUGUGUUGAGCAAAAGUGGACCAGGCGAUGGUUUCUUUAGUUCUGCCUUUCAGUCCCGCCUAAUUGGGAACAAUCUGCACAAUGCAUCCAUGCCUGAGUACCUGGCCUAUGGCUCCACCAUUACAGUGAAAAACCUCCGUAUUGCUGGAGGUUAUUUACACUCUCACUGGCACUUAUACCCAGAGGGAGUGGGAGCGAAGCAGCAGCAGGUGACUGCCUACCUCCAUAAGGACUACAACAACCUGUGGCUGGUUCAUCCACAGGAUGAAAAUAAUCCUCAGUCAGAGACUCCUGAUCUGGUUCGUCAUGGUGACAUAAUUCGAUUGGAGCACAAAGAAACAACCCGUAACCUUCACAGUCACCUCCAUGAAGCCCCUCUAACCAAGAAACACCUACAGGUUACCGGCUAUGGAACUAACAGAACCGGAGACGCCAAUGACCUGUGGCAGGUGGAGGUGUGUGGGGGCCGAAAGGGCGACCUGGUGAAGGUUCUGCGCAGCAAAGUCCGCUUUCUGCACAGAGCUACCGGCUGUGUGCUUUAUUCCUCGGGCAAGACUCUUCCAAAGUGGGGCUGGGAGCAGAUAGAAGUGACCUGUAGUCCCUACUUGAAGGAGACUCCAAGCUCUCAGUGGAACAUUGAGGAUCACAUCAAUCCCAAACUACCCAACAUAAGUCUGUCUGUACUGAAGCCAAGUUUUCUGGAAAUCCUACUAGAGUCACACAUUGUUAUGAUAAGGGGUAACAGUGGCUUAAAACCCAAAGAUAAUGAAAUGAAUUCCAAACCUUGGCAUUGGCCCAUCAACUACCAGGGAUUGAGGUUUUCAGGAGUUAAUGAGACAGAGUAUCGCAUUUAUCUGCUGGGAAACCCUGUGGUCUGGUGGAUAAAUCUGGCCAGUUUGGGGUUGUACCUCAUCAUGGUGGCAGUGACAUCUGUAGUCAUCCAGAGAGGAUUAUCACUGGGGCAAAAAAUAAAAGAAUAUUUACAUGUGCUCUCGAAAGGAGGAGGCCUUCUGCUCCUUGGCUGGCUGCUGCACUAUGUCCCUUUCUAUACUAUGGGUCGUGUCCUCUAUUAUCAUCACUAUUUCCCUGCAAUGCUCUUCAGCAGCAUGUUAUCAGGAAUCACAUUAGACCUCCUGCUGAGAAGUGGCGACCUGUUCCUCCCACCGACUUACUCUGAUUGGCUGCAGAGAGGCGGGCAGAUGGCCCUUCUGUUCAGCGUUCUGUACAGUUUCUACCUGUUUAAUCCGCUGUCAUACGGCAUGACGGGUCCUUUAUCACACGAACCCGGCAGCAUCAUGGCUGGCCUGAAGUGGAUGGACUCAUGGGAGUUUUAGCACAAACACAACACCAAUGUUCUGAUGUAUGCAUGCUGUUCUAAGUAUGAAGGUCUCAAAGUUUCUUGGACUGUUGGUGUUUACACAUAGAUAUUUGUGUAUGAGAAUCUCCCGGUAUUUUCGGUCACUGUAUUCCAUGUGCUGCAAGCUAUGACAGUUCAGGCAUUUGAUGAGACCGACAUAUAUUCCAACAGUAUAAAGGACAGUGUUGUGGAGUCUAUGAAAAUAAAGUAGACUUUAAUAGUCACCAAGCUGCCUUAAGUCACAACACAGCUUCCAUCUGUGUUAAGAAAGUGCCUUAGAGAAACAGUUGUGUGGUCACCCUAAAUGAGGGGAAAUGAGACAUUUUCCUGAUUGUAUGAAAUCACAUGUUUGGUUACCAUUUUUCAAAGAAUUUAUUUUCACUCCAACUGUUCAGAUUCUUUGUGAUGGAAUGUUUUUUUUAAUUGUAUGUAGCCAUUAGUGUUGUCUGUUGUGGCUACUACUGAGUCUGCUUACAUUUCAGUGUGGUCAAUAAAUAGUGUUAUUCUUGUAUUUUCUGCUUUCUUGUAAUAAAUCCUUUAAUAAAAGAUGAAACAUAUUUACAAAUGG